GUCGAAGUCAGCACCCCCUGUAAGUAUCCGCUGCUGCCUCGCGCACCCGCAGCCCGCACAUCUGCCCUGCCAUGUCCCCAACCGCUGACACCUCGCCCGCGCCGUCGCGCGUCCUGGAGGAAACGGACUGGAAGCUGCAACGUAAGCUCAAGCACCACCAGCGCGACGCUGGCCGCCGUUCGGCUGAAAGCCGUGCCGAGCCGCGUUUCAAGCAUCACACGCAUCACCAGCACCGCGCCAACGUCAUGCGGCUUGAAAAAGAGGCGUGGCUGCAUACGACCACCAAGAGCGCACGUCGCAAUAUCCCCGAGCAUGUGCGGCACUCGCCAACGACAAGCGGCAUGCGGGGAGCUCAUGCGUCUCAACUGAGCCGUUCGGCGUCCGCAACCUCGUGGCCACCGGGAAUGGCGGCAACCGAGGAGCUGGCUGAGGCUAUGGACUCACUGUCGCUUGCGUCGUCAGCGCCGUCGACAGCGUACGCCGAAAGACAGGACGAACAGAGACGAGAGGCGCGCCCCAUGACGCUAUUUGAGAGCGCACGCAUCUUCAAUGAGUCGGGUCAGUUGCUCAGCCACGACAACUUUGACGAGCUGGGAUCGUCCCCUGAAAUGAUCGCUGAGGGCACACCCAAGCGCAAGAUCAAGCGUCGCGUAGGACGUCGCAAACACGAGACCAAACGCGUCAACGCAGUUGAUACUCUCAACACUGACCAAGUAGUGCUGGAGCUCAUGUGUCUGCUGUUCCCCGACAUAGAGGUGACGCAGGAGCUGAACGUGCUAUUACUGGGUAGUACCCACCACGAGGACGUUUUCCACUUCGACGAGGACGACAUUGUCGACAUUCCAGCAGCUACCAAGCCGAAAAGCGGCGUUCUGGACAUUGAUCUACUCAAGUUUCAGGCCGCGCUUACAACUAUGCUCUUCAGCUCGGAUUACUCGGUACAGGAGAUGCCAGCGCGCGGAACGUCUGCGGAAAAUCUACAGGAAAUGUUUUUAACGCCACAAUGGAUCGCUCACGAGAUGCUGGCCAUGCUCAAGCUGGACGUCCUCGCUCAGUACGACCGCUUCGCUGUCAUGAACGUGAUUUUUCGCACUAUCCCAGACAAACGACCGUGUAUUCUAACCGCAGCAGCAUCGGCUUCGCUGGCGAUCUUCCAGCACCAGGGUCUGUCGGACAUUUCGCCGCGCGAUACCGACAAGGACCUCGUCACUGUCAAAGGCAUAAUUGCAUUUUUGAACGCAGCAAUGGAUGUCAUUGAACGGGAUGCUCGAUACAACGCCGACGUUUUCGGCAACAGUGAAUAUGAGAUCCGUGAGGCCAUCGGUGCAUUCUGUAACCAGAUCAUGCGCGCGAUCCGGUUACUUGUCCGCAGCUCGCCUGGAGGCAGCGGGAACUCUGAUUCCAAUCGCAACCAGCUUGAGAAAUACGCAGAAUGCAGCGACUCUGCCGAGGCGACGACGUACCGUGCGAUGGGUGAGCUGGUGAACCGGAUGGCCGCAUUCUCUCCUAUGCACGGCGAAGAAUUCCUACGUUGGAUGCUACUCAAGUGGCCACAACGGAACGUGCAGCUGCAGUUAUUCUUCGUACGGUUCACGGGGGGCUUGUUAUCUCAGUUUAUGCGGCUCGGUCUCAUGUUCCCUGCCGACGUCGUGCACCGCGCCUUCACGCGCAUCCAGACUUGUAUUCAGUCGACGCACUUCCUCGUGGCGCAAGAGGCGUGUAACACGUGCGGAAACUUUCAGCUCAUGAGCAUGUACCUGUCGUGCGAUCAGCCCCUGCGAGAGAAGAUCGCGUCAGCGCUGCACGAGAACGCCACCUCCCACUGGAACAAGCGAAUCCGUAAGAUCUCCGACGAGUGUUUUGACAUGCUGCUAGACCUGGCAUGAA
Molecule: messenger RNA, 1887 nt
Organism: Phytophthora infestans T30-4
Lineage: Eukaryota; Oomycota; Peronosporomycetes; Peronosporales; Peronosporaceae
Exons: 1
Coding region: 72-1886 (604 amino acids)
Biological process (GO): signal transduction
Cellular component (GO): protein phosphatase type 2A complex
Molecular function (GO): protein phosphatase regulator activity
Source: RefSeq, a predicted model, not a curated record